UGUGAAAUACUUAUCAAAAGUUAAAUAGAAAACGUUAAAAUAACCAUACGUACAUUUAAAUACAUUGAAUAUUUGUGUUGUGUUUUUUCACUUUUAUUAACUUGGCCAUAUUAAGAGUGGAAACGUAAAAUAAAGAGAAAUUUGAAAAAACAGCAAAAAUAUCAAAGUACAAAAAGAAAAAAAAAAGAUUGAUAACAAACAGAAAAACACCUUUUUAUAAUGGUUAAAGCAAAAAAUACAAUAAUUGAUAACAAACAAAUAUUAAAUAUUUUAUAGAGAAGUCAUAACAAAUACUCCCGCUGUGGCGGUAACAACUCAAUACAAGUUUUAUUUUUUGUGAUUUUUGUAUAUUAAUUGUAGUAAAAGUUUUACACAAAACAACAAAAAAAUAUUAAAAUAAAUUAAAUUGCAAGCGUUACAUACGGAAUAAUAAAAUUAUAAAUAAUAUUGCAAAAAGUUUAAAAGUGUAAACAGCAACUCACAUAACACUAAGAAAAAAAUGUUAAAAAUUCUUAAGAAAUGGCUAAAAUUAAUUUAACAAAUCAACAUAAUCAAGAAAAUCUGGGUGCAUUGGCCUCUUUGGGUGUCUUAAUGUGCAUGGUGGUCACCAUAGUGGGCAUAAAAUUAUGGUGGUUUAAACAUCGUUUAUCAUUCGAACAGACCAGCACCCAAAAUGGUGCUGCCGGGGGUACAACACCCGCAGUUAUAGUGCCGCGCAGAAGUAAACAGCAAAAGUAUAAAAAGGAUAAAAGAUAUUCGCAACAAAUCUAUGACAGUGUUGAAGUUCAUGGUGUUUUCCGACAAAAACGAGAAGAUGAAUUGGAAAUUCAACGACCCCAACAACUGCCACCGGUACGCAUACGUCAAAUGUCUGAUAGUACAUCCUCCCUAAUAUUACCACCACCUCGCAACAAAAGAAGAGAUCAAGUACAUUCAACAGCAUUUGAAGAUCUAGAAAUUGCAGCACAUCCCCUAACAACCGCCUCAUCUUCAGAUCUAACAGCAAUACAUGAGAGCAAUACAAAAAUAUCUCUAACAUUUGAGGAAUUUGAAAAACAAUUUAAACUAAAAGAAAUAAAAUCCGAAGUUCCGGAAGCACGCAGCUCAAAUGAAGCAAUCGAGGUACCCGAGCCACCGUUACGUUUAAAUCGCAGCAGUUCGGCCAUGGUAAAGCCGGAAAAGACCCAGCGUUACUUGAAAUCAUCUCAAUCUAUAACCAUACCAGAAUUUCAUAAAAAUAUAGAGCGCAGACCCACCGGUUUCUCUAGGCCCACAGAAGAUUUAACCAAAAUCGAUAAUUACGAUGAACCAAAACUAUUUGAAACCUUUGGAGAGCGUAGGCCUACCGGUUAUAUCAAGUAUGAAGAAGUUGAUGUUGAUUUGCAGGAACAAUAUGAAAAGGAGCUAAAUGAAGAGGCAGCUAAAGAUGAUUGUAGAUGGGAAAGUCCCAAAGAUUUUCCAGCUCUAGAGGCUUUGAGAAAUGAACGUAUUGUUUAUAACAAUAAUUUAAACGAAAGUCCCGAUGUACAAUUUACAGAAAAGUAUAAUUUCAAUAUAAAGUCCUACAAAUUGAAAGAAUUAGAGGAUGUAGAAUAUAAAGAAGAGGACUUCAUUGAUCACACAACGAAUAAAGCUGCAGAAAUUAAAGAACUCUCCUCGGUAACAUUUGAGGAAUUAGAUACGGAAAAUUAUGAAAAUACUGAAGAAGUAUUAAAUACAGAUUAUCGCACAGUUAAGGAUCGAAGACCCACUGAGUUUGUUAAAGACGCUCAGAAGGAUGAAGUGGAAUUCGAAAGUGAGUUUAAAACAGUUAAGGGAAGAAGACCUACUGAGUUUGUUAAAGACGCUCAGACAGAUGAAGAGGAAUUCCUAACUGAGUUUAAAACAGUUCAAGGACGCAGACCAACUGAGUUUGUUAAAGACUCUCAAAGCGAUGAUGAGGAAUUUGUAACUAAAUUCCAUUCAGUUGAUGAAAGAAGACCUACCCAGUUUUGCAAUGAUCCACAGACUGCAGAAGAAUUUGUUACUGAGUUCCGUUCAGUUAAGCAACGAAGACCUACAGAGUUUGUUAAAGACUCUCCCGGAGUUGAAGAGGAAUUUAUAACUGAAUAUCGUUCCGUUAAAGAACGAAGACCUACUGAGUUUGGUAAAGACUCUCCAGAACUCGAAGAGGAGUUUAUUACAGAAUUCCGUUCAAUUAAGGAACGAAGACCUACGGAGUUUGUUAAUGAUGCACAAGUCAACGAAGAAUAUGUAACAGAAUAUCGCUCUGUUAAAGAACGAAGACCUACCGAGUUUGUCAAUGAACCUAUGUUUGAUACUACAACCAAUGGAAAUUCCGAAUUUUUUGAAUCUUCUAGUUUGCAAGAAGAUUUCGACAAUCAAUUCUCUAGCUGGCCUCAAUUUGAAGAGAAAAUCGAAACUCCAAAAGUAAAUGUAAGAAGGUUUAAUAACUCUGAUUUUGAGCAACAAAUCAGUUUCGAGGAUGUGGAAGAUUUUACUGUCACAAACAUCAAGGAAAAAUCUUCUAUUUCAUUUAAUGUUACCGAAAUUUCAAGCGAAACUAACGAAAAAUUCACCCUUAAUCAAAGAAGACCUACAGGCUAUGUAAGAAAUUGCCCUGAAUCGCCAGAACUAAGUGAAUCUGAAGAAUGGCAAGAAACUUUCCAUAGUCAAAAGAAAAUUUAUAGUCAAGUGCGUUCCUUAAUGACCACAGAAACCUCAACACAUAUAGAACAGCGGGAGGUAUCGUUUGAUUCCUCGGCGGUACUAAAUUCUGAUAGUGAGGAUUACACUAAUUCGGUAAUAAAACAAAGACGACCAACUGGAUUUGUAAGAAAAGACGAAUAUUCCGUUACAUUUAAUGAUGAAUCUGAUGGGGAUAAUGAUGACGAAAAUUGGUCUUCUAACCAAAAAACCCCUACUGGUUAUAAACGAAAUAAUGUAGAGAUAGAGGAAAUCCAACCACCAAAAGUGAAAUUUGAAGACAGUGAAUUUUCCACUUGGGCGGAGAGUGAAACGGAAAAAUUUACACUUAAUCAAAGAAGACCUACUGAGUUUGUAAGAAAUGAAAAUAAUGAAGCAGUCUGGAAUGAUAUUAGCUUACAGAAAGAUUCUGAAAAUUUCUCCAAAAGCCAAGUGAAAUUCGACACAUCUACAGAUUUUAAAGAUGAGCAAGAAAUUUGGGAUUCUGAUAUCAAACAAAGAAGACCCACAGGUUAUGUACAAAAACUGGAAAAACUCAAUUUAACAGAUGAAGAAGAUGAUUUUCAUAAUUCUCAAAUUAAACAAAGACGACCAACCGGCUUUAAUAGAGAAAUUUCUUUAGAAGAUGAAGAAUAUACCAACAACCAUUUUGAAAAUAAAGAAAUUCCCCAUAAUCCCACAGUUAGAUUCAAGGAAAUGGAGAACAGAUUUAGUGAUUCUGAAAAUAAUAGUGAGUCGUUGAUAAAACAAAGAAGGCCUACAGGCUUCGUAAGAAAAGAAGAGUUGGAUAAUUUGGAAAAACAAGUAAAUUUCCAGUUAAACGACGAAGAACACGAAACAAUUUCUAAAGAAAAUGAAGCCUUGAAGCAAAGAAGACCUACUGGUUUUAUAAGAAAGGAAGAAGUUACCAAACAAGUCAAUUUCCAAUUCAAUCAAAACUCAGAUGAAGAUGAGAAAAUUGAAUUUGGAAAUGAACAACUAAGGCAACGAAGGCCUACGGGUUUUAUUAGAAAAAAGGAACUUAAGUGUUUAGAAAAUCCUGCUCCCAUAUAUCAACCACCAACUGACAACAAUCACAACGACUUUGAUGAUAAUUUAUGGCAAGAGAUGGAAAAAGAUGUGCAACAUGAUUUCUCCAACAAUAUUGAAGAGGAAUUUGCCAAAAUACGUCAUUCCUACGAACAGAAUGAAGGAGAUUUCCUAGAACAAAAAUCCCCCUUAAAUAGUCCCCAACAACCUUUAGGCUUUGGCAAAAGUAUUGAAGAUGAUUGGCUUAACUUUGAAAAAUUAAAACCACAACGUACUAAGGAAAUCUUGCAAUCACCACAAGAAAUUAAAAUAACUUUUAGUGAGGCUGAAUUGGCAGCUACCACCUCAAUACUCAAAGAACACAAAUUAGAUGAAGAUAUUCAAGCUAAGCCACGCAAAAGUAAAGUAACAUUUGAUUUUAAGACCGAUGAACGUCUUAUACCGGCCAGAAAACACCACAAUGAUUUAGAAUAUGACAUGGACAAUGAUGAUGACGUGUAUGAUAAACCGCCACCGCCUAUACCACCACAACCCAUGCAACGCUUGUCGAAUAUAAAUUAUAAUAACGAAACAACAAUGACACCAAUUGUGGCCAUACCCACAAAAAUUUCAUUAUUUGGUUCUCAAGUAUCUCAUGAAGAUUAUAACGAGGACAGUUGGUCAGCCAUACGUAAACAUCGCAACUUAACUGUAGAAUUCCAAAAUAUUAACACAGACUCUAAAUUGUCGUCACCACCGCCUACCUUUAAUACGCCACCACCUAAGCCUUCCUAUCGCAAUCCUAUGGCUCAACUGGCUAUACAACGUGCCAAGGAGGUGCGUGCCGAUAUGGAUGGUUUUAAGUCUCGUUCUAUAAACGACAGAAAACCAGAGUCUGCGAGAAGGCAAAAUCAGAAAGUAUUAAAUUUAAAUAAUGAUGAUUACGAUGGUACUGAUGCUUAGCUUAUUGUAAUUUAUAUAUGUUAAAUUAUUGUUUUAGAUAGAAGGAGUAUUUCAAUUGAUAUACUCUAAUUUAAAUAAACUUUUUAUGAUAAAA
This is a messenger RNA of Calliphora vicina (urban bluebottle blowfly), 4771 nucleotides long. RefSeq names its product trichohyalin-like. The transcript is spliced from 4 exons. NCBI's taxonomy places the organism in Eukaryota, Metazoa, Arthropoda, Insecta, Diptera, Calliphoridae. The coding region runs from base 520 to 4677 and encodes 1385 amino acids. The record is from RefSeq and is a predicted model, not a curated record.